Molecule: messenger RNA, 4703 nt
Organism: Hydractinia symbiolongicarpus
Lineage: Eukaryota; Metazoa; Cnidaria; Hydrozoa; Anthoathecata; Hydractiniidae
Product: atrial natriuretic peptide receptor 1-like
Exons: 14
Coding region: 93-1931 (612 amino acids)
Biological process (GO): receptor guanylyl cyclase signaling pathway; protein phosphorylation; intracellular signal transduction
Molecular function (GO): guanylate cyclase activity; protein kinase activity; peptide receptor activity
Source: RefSeq, a predicted model, not a curated record
CUGUCCCGCAGAGCCUGUCCCAUACAACCUGUCCCGCAGAACCUGCUUAGUGUAAAAACAAUUUAACCUUUCUUCUAUUUCUCAGAAAACAAAUGUACGAGAAAGAUCUACUAAACGACGAAAUUAUGUUCAAAUUCAAAGAACUCGAAAUUCCAGAAUUAAUUUUAAGAGAGUUGAAGGAGAAGAGAAUGGCAGAACGCAAUUUUAUCAAGAAGAAAAAGCAAGGAGACAACGAGAAUUGCAGCGAAAAAGAAUUCAUGUUGUCACCAAUUACCGAGCGAAAACCGAAUCGUCAAAAAAUAAAACGAGCUGCAUCUCCAAACAUACUUGAAGAUAUCGGGUUUUUUAACCUUGCAAAUGAGUGCAGAACGUUCGUCGGGAGAUUCAGGCUUGAUACCGUUCAUGUGAAACAAAUUCCAAAAACUCAUGUUUAUCUAAGCAGAGAUGUGUUGGUUGAGCUGAAAGACGUGCGUGACUUGAUACAUCCCAAUUUAAAUCCUUACGCAGGCUUUUGUCUAGAAACACCAUACGUGCUGAUAUUAUCUGGAAUGUGUCAGAAAGGUUCUUUAAUGGAUAUCUUACAAAAUGAAGACAUUCAGCUCAACUGGGUUUUCCGCUUAACAUUCGCCAUGGAUAUUGCCACGGGCCUUGCUACAAUUCACGAGAGUCCGAUAAAAAUUCAUGGUCAUUUAACAUCUCACAAUAUACUUAUUGACAGUAGAUGGAAUUGCAAGAUAUCGGAUUAUGGGUUAUUGAAGUUUAAAUCUGCAGUACAGCCCAAGAUAACUGAUGAAAAUGAGGAUGCUAUUUAUACCUCUUUGCUUUGGACAGCUCCGGAGAGUAUUAGCGUGAACGUCGCACGUCGAAAAAAAGAAGGUGACAUAUACAGCUUUGGUAUUAUUGUUUCUGACAUCAUUAAUCGACUACCUCCAUUUUCUGUGUACAGUCAGUACAGACCAAGAGAAAUUAUUCAUUUUAUACAUAAACGAUGCAUACCGCCAUUUCGUCCCCAUGUUCGUCUUCAAACAGGCUUAGAUGGACGAAUACUUGACUUAAUGAGACAAUGUUGGGAUGAAUUUCCGGCCAAUCGGCCAACGAUACAAGGAGUACGAACGACAUUGAAAACGAUCUUAAAAGACAAGUCAGAUAAUAACAACCUCUUAGAUAAUAUGAUUGAAAUGAUGGAGAAAUAUUCGCAAGGGUUGGAAUCAAGAAUUCGAGAAUUAAAUCACGAAAAAGAUGAAGAAAGAUCCAAGCUGGAGAAAGUUUUAUACAAAUCACUGCCAAAAUCUAUCGCUAAGCAACUUCGUUCUGGUCAACCUAUCCUUGCAGAGAAUUUUUACGAAGCAUCCGUCUUGACUUUUAAAGUUGAUGAUUUUGCGAAAUUCCUUCAAACCCAGACACCACAGCAGAUGAUUGACUUGCUGAAUGAUGUCUAUCAAAUUAUCGACGAUGCACUAACACCGAAUGUUCAUAAGAUUCAUGUCUGCAGAGAUCAACAUGUACUUGUUUGUGGAAUGCCGGAACAGGGAAUAAAAAAGCAUGCUUAUGUGAUAGCUAAAACAGCUUUAAAGAUUAUGGGAAGUCUAACCACAUUUCGGUUUCGUCAUAUUGAGGACAAUCUAAUGAGAUUUAAAAUUGCCAUUCAUUCAGGAGCGUUUGUGGCUGGCGUUGUUGGGCGACAUAUUCCAGUAUACACUGUGCUAGGGAAAGCGAUAGAAUAUGCUGAAGCUGUGUUACAAGUGACUCCGACAUUAAGAAUCCUUGUUACAAAAGAAUGCAAAGCAGCCCUUUCUCGAUACAAGGGAAUUACAUUAGAGAAAGCUGGUCCUGUUAUGGUGAAGGGUUAUGGAUUUUUGGAAGGAGAUUUCCUGACAGCUAUGAGUGGGUUGAAGGUGAAACUACGCGAUGCCGUUAUAAGUCAGAAAUAAUAGUUAACAUUUUAAUUGGACCAUAAAAAAACUAAUAGAAAAGUAUAACUGAUUUAAUUAGAAGAAAUAGUCAUUAGUGAAGACUGAGUAAACGGAAACACUGAAUACUAUAUCGACUGUUAGUGACUAACUGAAUCAAUGCAAAAAAGAUUCUUACCUUAAAGGAAAAUUACGUUUUCAGUAAUGCCCCGUGAGAAGAAUCAGCUCCAAAACAAAUCCACAAUUCGUUUAAUUAGUUAAAAUAGGAAUCAUAAAUGACAUAAUAAUAAAACUUAUAGAAUUCAAUGACGGGAAAUUUUUGCGAUAGUUAUAUACAGCACGUGUUUUAUGAAAUUUUUGUAGAGGUUAUAUUUGUACUUGUCCAGGAGAAUUCGUCGAUCGCUACUUGCAGCCGCCAUCUAUUGAUCGCAAACAGUUUAAUAUUGACUUUGUUCAAUAUUUGUUCUGAUGUAAUACAUAAAACGAAAGAUGUUGUACUGAUUAAAUUAAUUCCAGUUGAACUCAAUGUACGACAGAUCUUGACAACACUAAAUAGUCGAAAGUUUUAAUCAAUUCCACAAAACUUGAUUUUCAUUUCAAUAAAUCAAGUCGAAAAAUAGCAAGUUCACAAACAUCAAAACGUAGGUUUUAUUUCAAGCUUACUGAUACUAGCAAACUUCUAAAUCGUAGUGGCAUGGCAGGAAACAUGAAAGUGUUCUAAAGGUUCGUUUUUUUCUCAAAUUUUAUUUUGCUGGUAUUUUACUGUAUUUUUGAAUAUUUUUCAACUUGCAUGUGUAUAUGUAAUUGUACUUUCUACGUAGUAGAUCGUCUUACAAAUUACAGCGUUUACACUUGAGCACUUUCACGGAAUCAAAGAAAGUUUCUGGAUACAAACCAAAACGUAUUAGAUUGAAGAAAAAAUGUUUUAUUCCUUUUCAUCUGUUUAUACUACUUUAAAAGCAGAAAUUUAACGGUCAUUUUUUGGUCAUUUUCUUCGCAAAGUUUUUCCACGCAAGGUCAUGGAUAUUUUUUAAAACGUGAUAGUUUUUUCACCACGAAAAAAUCUCAAAUUAAAAUAUUUCCAGCAACUAUUACUUGCAUUGUGAUUGAUCCGGAAAAAAAAUUAUUGGAAACUUUUCUGUUUUUAUUAUUUACAUUUUCAUGCUGAAUCUGUUUAAAUUUGCAAAAUCUAGUGUAAACGCAAUCCGCAUAAAUUUCUAUUUUUAGUAACUUGACUUAUGAUUCCGGAUAAAUUUGCUCAAGUGUGUAACGCUAAAUUUGUCUAUGUGUGUAAUAAUUUAUUGAAUUGUAUUUAUUGUAAUUCUUAAGCAAAAGUUUAAGUAACAUUUGAGAUUUUAUAAACCGUUAUUUUUAUCCUGUCUUUUGUCAGCUUUUCUAAAGGCUUUUCUUUAACAAUAAAAUAUUUAAUUCGUCACUUAAUAAUUGAAAUUAUAAGAAAUUCUUUAGAUUUGCGAAGCUUAUACCUUUUACCACUCUGUUUUUUCAAUUGAGUGUUGAGGGAUCUUUUUCUACUGUUAUAAAUUUAGAAAAUUAAAGCAUGUUCGCUAUAGGCGUUAUCAUAUUUUAUCAUUAGCACAACAAAUAUAUCCAACGUGAUUCGCUAAGAGGAGACAAACUUUUUUGGAGUCUAGAUAGUAAGAGAAAAAACAAAAAUGUUUUAUAGAAAAAAUUUAUGUAAAUACAAGUAAAAAAACGCAAUUGUAGUCCCUAAACGUUUAUAUAUGGAAAUUGGUUUAUGCUCUCAAAUGUGAACGGUGACAUAACUUUUGGGUGCGGUUGAAAUCAUUUUCAUCCUGGUCUGAUGCUAGACUACUGUGACGAUAAACAAUAUAUAUAUAUAUUCUUCUUCUUCUUAUUUAUUGAAAUAACAUGUUGGUACUUACGCAAUAAACAAUCCAGGCAAAGCGAAUCAGGAGCUUUUUUCGUAACCUUGGCAAUGAAAUAUUUUUAAAAAGAGAGUUGUCCUCAUUUUAUGACAUAUAACUGAACAUACUUUAUGCAAAACGCAAAUCCAUUAAAUAUGAUAGGUUUCGCAGAUCAUAUGCUUUGAGGGUAGCAAUUAUUUGCGAAUCUUAUGAGGGAUACAUAUUUGCAGAUGAUUUGCGGAUGACUACCUUUUUUUUAGAAAUAUGUGGAAUUAAUUUUUGCGGAUAUAUUAAUUUUAGUAGACGGAAAAUCAUUAUUUUUUCCAAACAAAGGUUUUGGAAAUAAAAGCAUUUUCAAAUGAGCAACGAAGAACUAAUUGUUUAAGUCGAAAAUACAAGUACGAAAAAGUUAUUGCACAUACAAGAAAUGGAUAAUCCUGCGGGAGAAAAUCUUAGUGGAUUAUUUCCACACUUUCCUGUGUUGAAUGAAAAGGUUGGAAUUGAAUGUCAGAUGUUAAACAAGUGUUAAAAACUGAGGACACGUGUGUUCAACAUAAUCUAUUCUCAAAAAUAAUAAUAUUUACAGUUCUUCUUUCGUACUUGUUUUCGACAUGCUCUCCAUCGUAUAGCGUGUACUCCAUUGUAGUGUGUAUUCGCUAUAACAACAAGAUACUAUCUCCUAAUUAAAAAUAUUCAAUACAUAUUGUGCCCUUCACAUUGCAUACUACCCCUGCUUGACAUUUUUACCCACUCUUAAAGGAAUAUUCAUGUAGUUGAUAAUUCUGGUUAUCGACAAAGAAUACUUGCAAAAGUAAAAGGGAUGAAAUAAUUAUUGUAUGGUUAUUCUAAGUCAAUGAUAUGCAAAAACACGCAGAUGGUCUAACAGAGACCUAUGAUGCCCUCAAGU